Molecule: messenger RNA, 1798 nt
Organism: Trichomycterus rosablanca
Lineage: Eukaryota; Metazoa; Chordata; Actinopteri; Siluriformes; Trichomycteridae
Gene: pals2b
Product: protein associated with LIN7 2, MAGUK p55 family member b
Exons: 11
Coding region: 1-1611 (536 amino acids)
Cellular component (GO): plasma membrane; cell-cell junction
Molecular function (GO): protein binding
Source: RefSeq, a predicted model, not a curated record
AUGCAACAAGUGUUGGAAAACCUGGAGGAGUUGCCCACCUCCAAAGACAUUGACCUCAUCUUUCUCAAAGGCAUUAUGGAGAGUCCAAUUGUUCAUUCUCUUGCAAAGGCUCACGAGCGUUUAGAAGACGUAAAGCUGGAGGCUGUGCAAGAGAAUAUUGUGGAACUGGUCGGUGAGAUUUUGGGAGACAUCCGUGAACUGAGUGUACGAGAUGCCAGUGCUGCAGAGUUGUUAAGAAUCCUUCAGGAGCCUCAUUUCCAGUCUCUCCUGGAGGCACAUGACAUGGUGGCGUCAAAAUGCUAUGAUGCUCCUUACCCUGAUGAGAAGACUAAUGAUACAGCACUUAACAAUGCUCUUAUGCAGGCCGAUGCUGUCAGAAUGAUCGGCAUUCGCAAAAAAGCUGGAGAGCCCCUGGGUGUUACAUUUCGCGUGGAGAAGGACGAUCUGGUGAUUGCUCGGAUCCUUCAUGGUGGGAUGAUUGACAGACAGGGUUUGCUCCAUGUAGGCGACAUCAUAAAGGAAGUAAAUGGACAGGAAGUGGGCAGUAACCCCACAGAGCUGCAGGAGAUGCUAAAGGCCUGCAGUGGAGGAAUCACACUGAAAAUCCUGCCCAGCUACAAAGACAUGCCAUCACCGCCACAGGUUUAUGUACAGCCUCACUUUGACUACAAUCCAGCCAAUGACAAUCUGAUACCGUGCAGAGAGGCAGGGCUUGCCUUCAAGAGGGGUGACAUUCUGCAGAUUGUCAACAGAGAGGACUCAAACUGGUGGCAGGCCUGUCACACUGUGGGAGGAGCUACAGGACUCAUCCCCAGUCAGUUUCUAGAGGAGAAAAGGAAAGCUUUUGUUCCAAAGGACUUGGAUGGGACAGGGAUUUUGUGUGGAUCACUAAGUGGUAAAAGGAAAAAAAAGAAGAUGUACCUCACUGCAAGGAAUGCAGAGUUCGACUGUCAUGAGCUGCAGAUCUAUGAGGAAGUUGCACGCAUGCCACCAUUCCAGAGGAAAACACUGGUUCUGAUUGGAGCACAGGGGGUGGGCCGCCGCAGCCUGAAAAACCGAAUCAUGGUGCUUCAUCCUAACCGCUAUGGAACCACAGUACCAUUCACCUCUCGUAGGCCACGGGAAGAUGAGCGUGAUGGUCAGACGUACCAGUUUGUGACACGGAUGGAGAUGGAGAUAGACAUUAAGGCUAGUCGCUUCCUGGAGCACGGAGAGUAUGACGGCAACCUCUAUGGCACUAAGAUUAGCUCCAUUCAUGAGGUGGUAAACACGGGACGCACCUGCAUUUUAGACAUCAACCCUCAGGCUCUGAAGGUGCUGAGAACAGCAGAAUUUAUACCAUAUGUAGUGUUUAUUGCAGCCCCUGAGUUUGAGAUGCUUAAAGCCAUGCACAAAGCUGUUGUUGAUGCAGGUCUCAGCACCAAACAGCUUACGGAUAUGGACCUGAAGAAGACGGUGGAUGAGAGUGCUCGUAUCCAGCAUGCUUACAAACACUAUUUUGAUCUCACCAUUGUUAACAACAACCUGGACACUGCAUUUGAAACACUCCAGUCGGCUUUAGAUAAACUUAAUUCUGAACCACAGUGGGUUCCUGUCAACUGGGUUUACUGAAAAAUGUGUGUUUGCAGAUGUUCAGGUCUGUGUGUGUUUGUGUGUUGUGAGAAAAAGAAAUCAUUAAAGACUGACCAACUGUACACACAGUACAUUCUUUCUACUCAAAGAUAAGAGAACCUAUUUAUUUUGAUAUUUGUACAUUUUAAUAGGCUGUCUUUUUACAUGUUGACUCGUAAAAUAAAAA